Molecule: messenger RNA, 3081 nt
Organism: Apiotrichum porosum
Lineage: Eukaryota; Fungi; Basidiomycota; Tremellomycetes; Trichosporonales; Trichosporonaceae
Gene: RRP6
Product: exosome nuclease subunit
Exons: 3
Coding region: 1-3081 (1026 amino acids)
Biological process (GO): histone mRNA catabolic process; poly(A)-dependent snoRNA 3'-end processing; nuclear polyadenylation-dependent rRNA catabolic process
Cellular component (GO): nuclear exosome (RNase complex); nucleolus
Molecular function (GO): 3'-5'-RNA exonuclease activity; nucleotide binding; nucleic acid binding
Source: RefSeq, a predicted model, not a curated record
AUGUUGGUGCCGGAAAUCUUUGGUUACCCGUCAAAGGAUUACCGACAGUCCAACGGCCCCGACAAGGUCAACCCCCCCCGGAAAGCCUCGUUCGGCCUCCGCGACACUAUCAACCAUCCUGGCAGCAAGCGUGUCGACAGUCCUUCCUUCGACCCCCGCAAGUUUAACGUCCCCGACUGGUUCAACCGCCCCUCCAAGUUCGGCCUCCGCGACUUACAACUUGAACCCCAGACCCGGCUGUCCCAGAUCCGUCACACAACACCCCUCAAAUCGAUUUACAAGUUUCACGGGCCAUACAGGAUGUCACGCUCCCCAUCUGAGGUCACUGCCGGUGCUUCUGCAUCCCGUGAGGUUGCGACUCUUGUGGACAACCUCACCAAGGCACUUGAGAUGGCCACUACCGCCGCCAACCUCUUUCCCGACAAGAGCGAUAUCAGCUUCCACCGUACUCUCGACCGCAGGUUUGCAAAAGACCUGGACGAGACGUCCAACCGUCUCCUUCUACUCACCGACCGUCUUGCCUCGCUCGCUGUCGAGGCCAACCCCCAAAAGGGCAAACAUGUCCUUCUUCGUCGCAAGCUCGAUGACGAGGACGCGGUCGUGGACAGCUUCCGCUCCGGUGUUAUCCAGGUCGUUGACCGUGUUCUCGAAGAUGCCGACGCUGCCCUCGACGAAGCAAGGGGAGAGAACAAGAAAUCGCAGAUCGAAGUCAACAAGGCUCUUGCCGCGGCGGCCGGCAAGAAGCUCCCGGGACCUCGGGCACUGAACCUGCCCGGUCUGGCCCCGCACAUGCAGAACGACAACAGGAUCCCUAAACCCCAGGAUCUGUUCCGUGACCGUGUGGAUAACAGUGCUAUAUGGCGUCCCCAGCUCACGGAGAAGGCUCACGCCAUGGUGCCACUGGGCUAUGUUGUUGGCUCGGACGAAGACACACCCUUCUCCGUCGACCCCGCGACGGACACGGAUGCCAAGCGAGAGCGCCGUGAGCGCGCACUGUACCACCCCUACUACUACGAGACAGUCCACCUGCCGUACCCUACCUCGAUGUUUGAAAUCUCGCCCGCUGUCCACCCCGCAUCGUUCGAGGAUACUCCCUUUGAGUUUGUCGACACUCCCGAGCGUCUCGCCGCUCUCACCGAGGAGCUUCUGCGCUCCAAAGAGAUUGCGGUUGAUCUGGAGCACCACUCGAUGCGCACUUACAACGGCAUCACCUGCCUCAUGCAGAUCUCCACUCGCAAGUCGGACUGGGUUGUCGACACAUUGGCCCUGAGGGCCGAGCUCCGUGACCACAAGCUCGGUGGUGUCUUGGCCGACCCCUCAAUCCUCAAGGUCUUCCACGGUGCCGACUCGGACAUUGUCUGGCUGCAGCGCGACUUUGACAUUUACAUUGUCAACCUCUUUGACACGUACCAUGCCAGCAAAGUCCUGGAUUUCCCCCAGUUCUCGCUUGCGUCUCUGCUUCAACUGUAUUGCGACUUUGCAGCCGACAAGCAGUACCAGAAGGCCGACUGGCGUAUCCGUCCCCUCCCCAAGGAGCUCAUGGACUAUGCGCGCUCCGACACCCACUUCUUGUUGUACAUUUACGACAAGCUGCGCAACGCUCUCCUGACCCGCUCGUCUCGAACGCCAUCGCCUGCGGCCGACGCCGACGAGAAUUCGACCCCCAAGCCUAACCCUCAGGCCGCGAUGCGUGAGGUGCUGUCCAGGUCCGCUGAGACGGCACUCAAGCUCUGGGCCAACGAGUCACCUGACUCCCAGACUGGUAACGGCGUGCAGGGUUGGGCUGGCAUGAUCAGGAAGCUCGGACCGAAAACAUUGGAUACCCCUGUCGGUUCGGCGUUCAAGGCGCUGGUUUCGUGGCGUGAAAAUCUGGCGCGUGAGGUAGACGAGAGCCCUCACUACAUUGUCCCCAACCACCUGGUGCUGUCCCUGGCUCACCUCCGCCCCACAAGCAUUGGCAUCCUGAGCCGCUCGCUCGCUAACGGAUCCUCGAGUGUUGCCCUCGAGCGCGCGGACGAGGUUCUUGAGGUGAUCAGGAACUCUGCCAAGACCCACCCCAAGUCGUCGUCUCUAGCGUCUCGUGUUGACGGCAAACCUUCGGCGGCGGUUGCUUCGUCCUCAACUUUGAGCGCUCCCCCCAGCAAGCGUGCGAGAUCAUCCACCAUCAUUACCAGUGACCAGGUCGUCACUGAGGACAUCUGGGCUGACUUUGUUAAUGGUAGAGCGUCGGUCGCUAGCGCCAGCAAGCCCGUCAAGUCGGUUCAGUCGUCUCUCUUUGGCUCGGCUCUUGGAGGCACCAAGAAGACCGGCGCGACUUCCUCGCCCGAACCAUCAAAGGCUGCUGUUUCGUCCUCGUUGUUUGGCAAGACUCUGAAGCGUUCUACGUCCCCUGCACGUGCAGUGCGCGAUGUGUCGCCUGGGUUUGACGACGUUAUGCGCAGCUUCGCCACAACCAUGUUGUCGAAGGUGGAGGUGUCCCCCGUGGAGCCCAGCUCUGCGCAGCCGGCAGUAGCCGAGCCGGAGUCGGUUGCCUUUGUUCCGGCGGCAAAACGGAAAAAUGCGUCCUCCGAGGCCACCAGUGCCACAAAUACAUUCAACACGACUGGCGAGACGGAUGCCAUCGGUGCGACCGCCGGUGCGAGCUCGAGCUUGUUGGCUGCUGCGCAGUCGGCUACGGCCCUUUCCAACGCGGCUCUGGUCGAUGCAGAGGGCAUCGUGUCGGUGAAGAAGAAGAAGGGCAGAAAGCCCCAGACUGCUUCGGCGGCGGCAUCGGCGUCCUCGUCUGUGGUGCCUUCGGAAGCGACAACGCCUGUCUCUGUGGCUGACAAGGCUGCGCCCAAGAAGAAGAAGGAGAAGAUCAAGCGCGAGGAUAUUCCCACGUUUGACUACGCGGCCGAGCCCAACUUCCUCGACGACCCCAAGGCGGCGACCAAGAACUCUGCGACGGCCAAGGCGAAGCCCAAGCCUAAGCCAAAGGCUGACAAGAAGAAGAAGAAGUCGGAGUUUGACUCGGCGUCGUUUGGUCGUGCUCCGCUUGAUCCCAGCGGCCCCAAGGCCGGCAACAAGUCGGCUACCUUUUAA